Messenger RNA from Condylostylus longicornis, 2102 nucleotides. Its product is annotated as 1-acyl-sn-glycerol-3-phosphate acyltransferase gamma-like. Gene Ontology annotation, molecular function: 1-acylglycerol-3-phosphate O-acyltransferase activity. Gene Ontology annotation, cellular component: endomembrane system. The record is from RefSeq and is a predicted model, not a curated record. Lineage: Eukaryota; Metazoa; Arthropoda; Insecta; Diptera; Dolichopodidae. The transcript has 6 exons. Bases 835 to 2004 code for a protein of 389 amino acids.
AAGUUAUUAAGAGAAUUUAUUUUGGUUUAUAAAUUAUAAAAUAAUUAAAAACGACCUUAUUACCUUUAUUAAAGGCAAAAUAUUUAAAAAAAAAUUCAGGAUUAUUUCAUGUUUUUGUUUAGCCAUUCAAAAAAAAAAAAUUUAUAUUAAAAGUGUAAUAAAGUGCAUUAUGAUUUUUUCUCAGUAAAUUUUCUGGAUCGCGUGCGGCACAAAUCAUAUGCGGAUAAAUUAAUAAUAUUCUGUACUGUAGUGUGUGGAAACCUUAUCCAUUGUAUGUGAUAAUUAAAUUAAACGCAAUUUCAAUUACAUACACGUAGUUACAUGUUAUAAAAGUUUGUUGUGUUGAAAAUAAAUAGUUGAUUUAAUUAAAAAUUUUAAUAAAAAAUUGAAAAAAUAAGGAAAAAUUUUUUCUGUUGCCUUUAAAUUUAAAUUUUAACCUAGUUUAAUAAAUUUUUGUGUACAUACCCACUGAAUACAAAAAUAUUAUUACAUAUGUACUAAAUAAAUACUUAUAAAAUUUCAAUCAAUAGUAAUUUUACAAUAGCAGUAAUUGUCUAAAUAGUGCCGAAAUAUUUGCAAAUAUAAAAAAAAAAAAUAUUUAUAAACAAAAAGUGUUAAAAUUUCUAUAUGAAAAGAUUUAUAUAAUACUUUAUAUAUACCAACCAACAUAUAUAUUUUAUAUACCUAAUGUAUAUUUAAUAUUUCAGCCAUAGAACAAAAAUACACGAUUUUUUUUUUUUUUAUUUAUUUUACAUAUAUUUAUAUGUAAAAUUUUUUAAUAUAUAAAAAAAAAAAUAUAUUGAAAAUUAAAAAGAAGAAAAAUUAUAAUUAAAAAUGAGCUGCACAACAUGUAAUAAUCUAAUGUCAACGCUCAAAAAAUCAAGACUGAUACAUUUAUCAAUAGGAAUUUCAUUUUUUGUGUCAGGAUUAUUAAUUAACUUACUACAAUUUUGCUUAUUUGUUUGCCUUAGACCAUUCAAUGUAAAAUUAUAUAGAAAAUUGAAUUAUUAUCUAUGUUAUUCAUUAUAUUGCCAACUUGUGUUUUUAGCAGACUGGUGGUCCAAUACAAAGCUAACAGUUUAUUGUGAUGGAGAUAUAUUUACAAAAGAUGAAAAUGUUUUAUUAAUGAUGAAUCAUACAUAUGAAAUUGAUUGGCUUUUAGGAUGGAUAUUUUGUGAAAAACGUUUUGUAUUAGGAAAUUGUAAAGCAUUUGCAAAAAAAGUUAUUAGAUAUAUACCAAUAAUUGGAUGGUGUUGGUAUUUUGCUGAAUUUGUAUUUUUAGAACGUUCCUUUGAAAAAGAUAAAGAAAUUAUUGCAACACAAUUAAAAGAAGCAUUUAGUUAUCCAGAUCCAGUUUGGUUAUUAUUGAAUGCAGAAGGUACACGUUUUACAGAAUCAAAACAUGAAGCAUCUGUACAAUUUGCUAAAGAAAGAGGUAUGACAGUUUUAAAACAUCAUUUAAUACCAAGAACAAAAGGAUUUACAGCUAGUUUACCAACAUUAAAAAAAUAUUGUCAUGCAAUUUAUGAUAUUAAUUUAUCUGUAAAAAAAGAUGAUCCGGUUCCACCAACAAUAAGAAGUUUAUUAUUUGGUAAUAGUGUUGAUGCAUAUAUGUUUGUUAGACGUAUACCAAUGAAAGAUGUACCAAGUGAUGAAAAUGAAGCAGCUGCUUGGUUACAAAAUUUAUUUGUUGAAAAAGAUAAAAUUCAAGAUAGUUUUCAUACAACUGGUGAUUAUUUUAAAACUUCUGGUUUCAAAGAAACAAAAUCAUUUGUUCAGAAACGUCGUAUUUAUCCAUUAUUAAAUGUUGUUGGAUGGUUAUUAGUUACUGUAUUACCAUUAAUUAAAUUUAUGUUUACAUCGUUAAUAUAUGGAAAUUGGUUUAGUUUAACAAUAGUAUCUAUAUUAAUAUUAAUACUUUAUGUUAUAAUGAGGAAAUCAAUAGGUAUGUCGGAAAUACGUAAAGCAUCAAAAUAUGGAAUGAAUAACCAUAAGAAAGAUUAAAUCAAAUAAAAACUGACUAGACACAAAAUCAAGAAAUGAACAAAAAAAAAAAAAAAACUGAUUCGAUAUUAAAAUUAUAUAUUUUUGAUAAAUAUUCA